UAGUAGUACUAGUAGUAGUACGGUUAAAGUCCUGCCUGAAACUCAGACAGGGCGAUCGGAUUCUGUUGUUUGAACACUGUAUUGUAUCGAGCUGCCUCCAGGCUCCUAGGAUCUCCUGGCUGUCUGUCUAGCAAUAUAUGUAGUGGCCGCUGAGCUUUGCUGGCCCGUGCCACAUGUUGCCUUCGUUGCCAGUGGGCCACGGUAGACCGGUUGAGCAUACAGAUGUACAGAUCUUCUGCUUGAGCAAAAGAACGGCAGUGAUGGGAGGUUGCUGAAUGUGCAAAAUGGCAAGCUCCAGUGGCGACCCAGCUGCGAACGGCAAGGGAAUCACUCGGCUGGACCGGCUCCUCACGCUGCUGGACACUGGUGGCACUCCCGCCACUCGCCGCAAUGCUGCGCAGCAGAUUGGGGAGCUGGUUGGGCUGCACAAAGAAGGCCUCCGCGCCCUUCUUGCAAAAAUUCAUCGCUUCCUGCGCAGCAAGAAGUGGGACACUCGUGUGGCGGCCGGCCAGGCUGUGGGGGCCAUCGCCCAGAAUGUACCUCAUGUUACUGUGGAGAGCUUGGAGAAAGCUGGCGAGCUGGCGAGCACUGGGGGGCAGCUGAGUACGGACAAGCUGGACAUUCAAGGAUCGGGGACGUCUGAAGGGUCGUUGGACAGCGGGCUGAUGCAAUUUUCGAGCUUCGACAUCCAGAAAGUACUGGAGCACGGUGCGCUUCUCCUCUCGUCGGGCGGCGAAGAAUACGAUUCUGCACCGGUGGGGGGAUCCAUUCAGGAACGGCUGGCGCAGCAGAGACAGAACCUGAAGCGCAGGCUAGGUCUGGAAGAAGCGGAGCGGUUCUUGGACGUGAAUCAGAUCUUCGAGGAUGAAGACUUGGUGCAGAAGCCCGCCGCGGACGCUCUGCCGUCGGACGGCCGCCAGAAGGUGGAGGAGCUGAUCUCGGGGAUGGGCCACCUGAGCGCGCGCGAGCGGAACCAGCUGAAGCGCAAGGCCAAGGCGCAGGCGCGCGGCCGCGAGGCCGCUUACGUCAGCAGGGAGGAGGAGGGGCCUGCGGCAAAGAAGCAGCGUGCCAGCAAGACCGUCGUCACGGAGCAGCCGCAGGACGGGAACAAGGUGAUGGUGGAAGCCGUGGCUGACGAGGACGCGGAGGAGGACGACUUUGCGGGCGCGUGGCCGUUCUCCAGCUUCUGCGACCGCCUCCUGCACGAGAUGUUCGACCCAGUCUGGGAGAUCCGCCACGGUGCCAUCAUUGCACUUCGCGAGAUCCUGAGCUCCCACGCGUCCAGUGCUGGCAUCACCAAACCCCUGGAAACUUCGAACCCCUCUGCCGCGGCCCUAGAAGCCCGGCGCUCAAACGAGGCGUGGCUUGAGGAUUGCGCGGUGCGCCUGCUGUGCAUCUUCGCCCUGGACCGCUUUGGAGACUUCGUGUCGGAUCAGACCGUCGCUCCCAUCCGCGAGACCACCGCCCAGGCCCUCGGCGCCGUCCUCCGCUCCGCGCCCCCGCGCCUAGUUGCCUCCACCCUCUCCGUUCUCUCCGUGCUCCGCUCCCGGCCCGAGUGGCAAGUCCGCCACGGAGCCCUUCUAAGCCUCAAAUACCUAGUCGCCGUGCGCCCGGGGAUGAUUCCCGGGCUCCUCGCGCCGCACCUCCUGCCCGCCGCGCUGGCCGGGCUACGCGACCGGGACGAUGACGUCAUCGCGGCGUCGGCCGACGCGCUCCUGCCAGCGGCGGGCGCGAUCGCGGGGGGGGCCGGGGAGGCGGUGCCGCGGCUGUUGCGGGCGCUCUGGGACGCGCUGCUGAACCUGGACGACCUGAGCCCGUCGAUUGGGAGCGUGAUGCGGCUGCUGGCGGAACUGUACGCGCAGCCGGGGGUGGCCGCCGCAGGUGCACGCUCCGCCGUUAAGAAAGAAGAGCCCGACCCCGAUACCGCCCAACUCCCCAGUCUGGAAAACCUCGUCCCUCGCCUCUGGCCCUUCAUGCGGCACACAAUCACCACCGUCCGAUCAGCCGCAAUAACGACGCUGGAACGCCUCCUGAACACGCACGGGGGGGUCGCAUCGGCUGGCGGAAGCACCCCCCUCUGGGUGUCGGCCGUCCUCUCAGACGCACUGCGGCUGACCUUCCAAAACCUUCUGCUCGAAGUCAACGAACCGAUCGUCGCGAGUUCGCGCAACGUUUGGGAGAUUCUGCUCCACAAAGGGGGGGCGGAGAAAAGCGCACCGUUCCUGGGGGGCUGGUUUGCCCUGGCGGCGACCCCCUCGGGGAUGCGGCUGGACGCGAGUCUGCUCCUUUCGGGGGGGAGGUUAGAGGAGAAGGACCGGGGAGGGGGUGGAAAACAGACGGGGGGUGUCGAGCGAUCUGGGCCGUUGGUUGGGGCGGAGGGGAGCCCAUCGGCGGUGGAGAUGCGCGCGCAGGGGGGCUGGGCUUUGGCGAGGCUGGGGCUAGCGCUUCAGAAUGAGAACAUUGGGGGUUUCUGUGGGCACGUGACGGAGUUACUCCAAAGCCCCCGGGCGACGAGCCGCCAGCUGGCCGGUACGAUCAUGGCCGAGUGGUUUAAGGGUUUGGCAAACCCCGAUGCUUCAUUAGCAAACGGCGAAGUGAAGACCGAAAACGGUGGUGUCAAGACGGAGGGAGGAGCGAAAAUGGAAGAGGUUUCCAGCGUGCUCGGUUCGCCGGCCGUGGCUGCGUUGAGGCAGAGAGCGCUGGAGCUUCUCCAGGCAAAUGACGCCGGUUCCCCCACCCCGGGCUCUGCCGCGCCCUACGCCGACCUGAAGCCGAUUUACACCAGGAUGCGCGAGGAGGCGGCGGCCAUGGCCGCGCACGCCCGCGCGGCCGGUGUGAAAACCCCGGCCUACAAGUUCGACGCGC
Klebsormidium nitens is the source of this 2865-nucleotide messenger RNA. Lineage: Eukaryota; Viridiplantae; Streptophyta; Klebsormidiophyceae; Klebsormidiales; Klebsormidiaceae. The record is from the annotation of a GenBank genome assembly.